Molecule: messenger RNA, 1464 nt
Organism: Vicia villosa (hairy vetch)
Lineage: Eukaryota; Viridiplantae; Streptophyta; Magnoliopsida; Fabales; Fabaceae
Product: probable E3 ubiquitin-protein ligase ARI8
Exons: 1
Coding region: 1-1464 (487 amino acids)
Biological process (GO): protein polyubiquitination; positive regulation of proteasomal ubiquitin-dependent protein catabolic process; ubiquitin-dependent protein catabolic process
Cellular component (GO): ubiquitin ligase complex; cytoplasm
Molecular function (GO): ubiquitin protein ligase activity; nucleic acid binding; zinc ion binding
Source: RefSeq, a predicted model, not a curated record
AUGACAACAUUAACUGACUUCCCCAACAUUGAAGACGAAGAAGGCGAAUUAUUAACUAGCCUUGAAACUUUAGAACAACCUCGUUUCACAGUUUUGAGUGAGUCUCAUAUAAAGUGUCUUCAAGAUGAUGAAAUCAAAGAAGCCAUGUUGGUUCUCACCAUAUCAAGACCUGUUGCAUGCCUUCUACUCACUUACUACAAAUGGAACUUGAGCGAUGUUUGUGAAUCAUGGUUAGAUAACCAUGAAAAAGUUCUAAAAACCAUAGGGUUAUCAGAAGAACCGGGAAAAGUAGAAUUAGGGUUUCCAAAUUCAGAAUGUAAUAUCUGUUUUGAAACCUUUUCUAAUGAUGAGAUUAGGUCAUCAUGGUGUGGUCAUCCGUUUUGCAUUGAUUGUUGGAAUCAGUAUAUUGAUACAAAUAUCAACAAUCACAACUGCUUCAAACUCAAAUGCCCUCAACCUUCUUGUGAUGCAGCUAUAGAUGAAGACAUGAUUCAACAAUUAGCAAGUGAGUCUAGAAAGCUUCAAUAUGAUUAUUUUUUGCUUAGGUCUUAUGUGGAAAACAACAAUGAUAAGGAAUUGAAGUGGUGUCCUGCUCCAAAUUGUUGUUAUGCUAUAAGUUAUGAAACACUGUUUCAUGAUUCUAGUAGUUCUAGGUCUAGAAUGAAUUAUGAUGUUACAUGCUUUUGUUGUCAUGUUUUUUGUUGGAAUUGUGGGGAAGAAGCUCAUACACCUGUGGAUUGUGAAACUGUUGCUAAAUGGAUGAAAAAGACUAGUUCUGAAAUUAAACUCACUACUAGUGGUUGGAUUGUGGCUAACACAAAACCAUGCCCUAAUUGUAAGAUUCCCAUUCAGAAAAACAAAGGGUGUAAUCAUAUGAUAUGCAAAUGUGACUUCGAUUUUUGCUGGUUUUGUCUCCAAGGUCGAUGUAUAUGUUAUGCAACACAACUCGAACAAGUUCAGGUAUUUGAAGAUGUAAAACCUAAUAACCACGCGAAAAAUCAACUGGACAGGUAUAGUUACUACCAUCAAGGUUGGGCUAACAAUGAAAUUUCAAGAAAAAGGGCUCUUCAAAACUUGAAUAAGAUGAAGAUGAGUAAAUCAUUGUAUACGAGUAAGUAUGGAACUUAUUUAGAAUUAUUGUAUACAUUGAAACUCGUGGUUGAACUUCGAGGAAUUCUCAAAUGGAGUUAUGUAUAUGGAUACUAUCUCCCUGAAGAUGAAAGUGCUAAGAUUGAGGUUUUUGAUCACAUCCAAGGAAUAGCUCAAGUUAUUUUGGAUAAGCUUCAUCAAUGUGCUGAUAUUGGGUUCAGAAGGCUGGUGCAAAAACAUGAUACAGAAGAUGAAAAGUUUCGACUGAAUCUAGUAUCUCUAACUGGGGUGACUGAAAGAUAUUUCAUGAAUUGGGUUAAAGAUUUAGAGAAUAGUCUUGAUGUUGUUGUGCGUUUGAAAAACUAUACUGGUUGA